AUGGCCGCGGCCCGGCGGGAGCGGGCGAGGAGGCCCUUCGGAGAGAUCGACCUCCGAAAUGCGCCCGAGAUUGCAUUCUUUCGGCUGCGCGGGCGCAUUCCACUGCGCGCCAUCCGAGCUCCGCGUCAGUCGACGCGCGCCCUUUUGGGGGUUAAGAUGUGUCCGUUGCGGGCGCUCACUAUGUGGUCGCAACCGCCUCCCGAACUCGAGUCGACCUUCCGCGCCCGUGCCGCUUCCGUAGGCGCGCACACCUGUGGAGGCUGUUUGAGCACGCGGGAUAUCGCGAGAAUGGUUCGUAAGCCGAGAGAGUUUGGCGUGUGUGUGGACCCCACCUCUACGCAGCCUCCUGGUCUCCGCGUCCGCGACGAACCCCAAUAUCAAAAUUUGGACGAACUUCGGAAGCGUCCCGAGUACGCUAAUUUAGACGAGAUUAGUCGCGAGUUUGGAUAUCGCAUGUGCCCUGAAGGACAGAACUUAGAGGAUGAAGCGAUCUAUGAAAAUAUACUAUCAGUGCGUCAGAUUCGUUCCGCGGAAGUGCGUUUAGUGCCGGUGUCUGAGGUGCCGUACUAUGAAGGCCAAGGUUACGUGGCGACGCAAAUUCUCAGCAGGAAUGGAACCUUCCCGCAAUGCCCGCCUCACACUUGGAGUCGGCUACAGCACGCCGGCAGGAUGACCGGCUCUUUGAGAUUAUUCACAGCAAAGCGGGAGAUGUACGAUGUCAAAAAACAAAGGUUAUGUCUAGCGCAAGAUGAAUACAAACAUCUCAACAAUGCCCUAUCAACUCUCGCUGCUUCUAGAACAAGCCUGUGUUCGUCGACAACAUCGGUGACGACGACAUCCACAACGUCCCGGCACGAUCCUGAACAACUUCGUGUCGAAGUGACUCAAGCCAGAGGCAGAGUCGCCCAGUUGAGGAAAGAGUUGAGGCAGGCGAGGGCUGAAGUAGCGUGUGCAAGACGUGGUGUUGACACCCUCGCUGAAGUGGAGCAAAAAUUAAGCUCUCAACAAGGAUGCUACAACAUUACUGAAGCCCAAGCAAUAAUGACUGAACUGAAAAAUGUUCAGAAAUCUCUCACUUCGGGAGAAAAGGAAAGGGCAGAUCUUAUGCAAUCGCUGGCAAAGUUAAAAGAUGAUUUGACAAGGCUGCAAUUAGCUGACGCUUCUCCAGAUUUAUCAACUUUGACCCUUCCCCAAGAAAAACUAAGCACUGCUUCUCAAACUGACCUCUGUGCUGAUUUAGUCCCAAUCGGCACAAGGUUAGCUGAAAUGGCGCGGGUUCGCCUACAAUACGAUGAAGCCAGAAAGCGGAUACAACAAAUUCAACAACAACUAGCCGAUCUCGAGGAUAAAGUCCAACCCGGACAAGCAGAAUCUGACAAGGAUAGACUACUCUUAUUCCAAGAAAAAGAGCAACUAUUACGAGAACUAAGAAGUAUUACUCCAAGAACGAGGUCUAAACAAGAAAUGAGUGAUAUCCAAUCCGAAUGUAAGAGAUUGGAGCAAGAUUUGAAAAAUGCUUUCGAAAUGUCCAAUAAAUGUAUAGCAGAUAGAUUGAGGCUACACGAAGAGAAGCAAUUGUUGCUGCAACAAUUGAAAGAUGCGCUAACAUCUAUGACGACGUUAGAAGGUCAAUUGAAAACGUUAUCAGCUUCAACUUUAUCAGUAUCGAGUAGUUCUAGUUUAGGGUCACUUUCCACAGCAAGCAGCAAAGGGUCGUUAAGUUCUGGAAUAAGCUUCACAGAUAUAUAUGGAGGGCCACAGAUAGCGAGUUCCUUCCAAGCGGAUAAACCUAUUGAUAUGGUCGAUCUUCAUAGACGAGUUGAAAGGUUGCUACGAGGAAGUAGUUUCCCUGACAGUGCAACACCAGGCGCCAGCAGUUCACCAUCACAACCGUCUCUAUCACCACGAAGCAGCUUAUCGUCAGCCAGUCCACCACCACCACCACCGUCCUAUAAUCAGGUGGAAAGACAAAGGCGACAGCAACGGGAAUUGGAAGAGAAACUAGCUGAGAUGAGGAUAGGUGUUGCCACUGGUCUGAAUGAGAUGACAGGCUUAUCUACUAUCCCAGUUCAACUCCAAGGCCCCGGCCGACCGUGCGAGCCGUUGUCCCCUAUAUCAGAGACACCCCCAAAGACAUCACCCCCCACCCCGCCCUCGCCGCGCACUCCCUCAUCUAGUGGUACAAACACUAGAUCAGUAUCGGCAGCAGUAAGCGAUGAGUCCGUGGCGGGUGACUCCGGUGUCUUCGAGGCGGCACAAACUGGCGAUACUUCUAAUGCCGUGAACAGUGCGCAAAUUGAAAUCAAAUUGCGCUACUGUUCCGACGAGAGCGCGCUCGAGAUCGGCAUACUCAGGGCGAGGAAUUUACACGCCUUAUACAUUGAUAUGGGGACUGAAGUAUCCGUACGAGGCGCGCUCGUCAUAGGCGGUGGUGGCGGCGUCGCUUUCAGCAGUCCAGCGCUGCCGUGGCGCGGCGUGACGCUUCUAUGGAGGAAAACGCAACGUGCUGCGUUAAGCGCUAAAGCGCUUAGAGCGGCUACAUUACAGAUCAACCUCUCUGCGGGCGCUGAAUGCCUGGGUUGUACUCAAGUAAGUUUGGCGGAUUUCGAUCCAGAUACCGUAUCCCAGAAGUGGUAUAAUGUGCUGAGUUUUAGAAGUAUGAGACGAGAUGAAAGUUCGGACGAGUCGACUGUUAUAUCCUCGCAAACGUCUACUCUCACUAGGAAUAGAGGUCCAGAGAGCAUGACUGGAGCGGACUGUAACGACUGCGAAAACUCAGCGUCCGAAGAUGAGGAAUCUAGGGAACCACUUAAUCAGAUAGUGGAAGAAGAUUCGUUCGAGGACUACAUUCCUGAAGACAUAGUGUUAGAAGAUGAGUACCUCCAUACAACCACCGCUGAAAAGGAGACCAACACUGAAUGUAACUUCUGUCCUGAAGGCAGGCAGCUGCACAGACGGAAAAGUCAACAAGUAAGCUCAAACCCAGAAGAGUCGCUCGCGACUAUAAAAAGAUCUCAGACAUUCUCGCCACAACCUCAGAGUAUCGGCAAAGGGCAAUACAUUUGCAGGCUAAAUCGUUCAGAAUCUGAUUCAUCAAUGGCACAGUACGCGCGCAGAGUGACGUUGCAGCCGCCGCCCGUCGGCAUCCCCUUCGAUAGAAGCGUUAGGGAGAGACGAUCUUUGAGAUGGGGUCGUGUACGAGGCGGUGCGGCUCGCAAAGUAACGUCUAGGUCUAAAUCAGCCAGAACUAGUCUAGACUUAUCCCUGGACUUGCACGCGCAACACUCUCGCCUCGCAGACUUGCGCCAGGAGAUCGCCCAUCUCACACAAUUGAAGAAACGCUUAGAAGAAGCAUGCUCCCGCGGCGACUCGACUUUAGCUGCAUGGGUAGCCGAAGACGAGACCCUCAGGCGACUGAUAGCAGCUCCCAUAGAAUCGAAGGACCGUGUUUCUAGAUUGUUCCAUCGGACUUGCAGAGAGAUAUAUCGCCUGAGGAAGUCUAGACAGGGUGGACGGAAACCUGAUUUGGUGACGUUCAAAGAAAAAAUGGCAUUCUUCACACGAACCAAACAAAUACCAGUUCUGCCAGAUGAGGAAGGUGAACUAUCAGACGAAUGGGAAGAGUUGGAAGAGAGAAGAACACCCGACGGAAGAUCUUCCAAAACUUCCUAUGAAAGACGAGAACAGAAUCAAGAGAACCAAGUAAUAGAAUGCAAGAAUCCAUGUAUACCGGAGCCGUGCUAUGAGAAUGAAAAUGAUGAUGUGAAGACUGAAGAAGUUAUGUAUGAUUUUGUUGUAGAUAGAGUAUUGGGUGUUCAGGUU
Molecule: messenger RNA, 3822 nt
Organism: Brenthis ino (lesser marbled fritillary)
Lineage: Eukaryota; Metazoa; Arthropoda; Insecta; Lepidoptera; Nymphalidae
Source: the annotation of a GenBank genome assembly